Molecule: messenger RNA, 3475 nt
Organism: Tachysurus vachellii
Lineage: Eukaryota; Metazoa; Chordata; Actinopteri; Siluriformes; Bagridae
Gene: pacsin2
Product: protein kinase C and casein kinase substrate in neurons 2
Exons: 11
Coding region: 316-1764 (482 amino acids)
Biological process (GO): regulation of endocytosis; plasma membrane tubulation; cytoskeleton organization
Cellular component (GO): cytoplasm; plasma membrane; endosome
Molecular function (GO): phospholipid binding; protein binding
Source: RefSeq, a predicted model, not a curated record
UGUAUCAUUGAAGGGGCAAGCGGUGCUGUAAGAAUAGCAGGAUUUUUCAUCACUUCCUCUGGAAAAAAUGUUGCUCUUCAAGCCAGUGCUUCUUCAUGUUCAUGUGACUAUCACUAUUACACUCUCAAGUGAAACAUUAGGAGCAGAUGUUAUCUUUGUCAUUGUACACUGGUUUUGACAGCACAACUUUCAGCUACUGUGAAAUCCUACCCUACAAAUGCUGAUCGGACUGUAGCUCUCAGUGACACCUUGUGUGAGAUUUCAAGGACAGCACAGGCUGAGCAAACUCUAGCCAGAUAAUCAAAAAAGGCAACCAUGUCUGACUACACUGAUUCUUUGACUGAUGUCUCCAGUGACAGUUUUUGGGAGGUUGGGAAUUACAAACGAGCUGUAAAACGGGUGGAUGAUGGGAAUCGUCUGUGUAAUGACUUGAUGAACUGCAUUCAUGAGCGAGCUCGCAUUGAAAAAGCAUAUGCACUGCAAUUGACUGAAUGGGCCAAGCGCUGGAGACAACUUAUAGACAAAGGGCCUCAGCACGGGACGGUGGAGCGGGCCUGGUGUGCCCUGAUGACCGAAUCAGAGAAGGUCAGUGAUCUCCACAUGGAAAUAAAGGGUGUUCUCAUGAGUGAGGACUUUGAAAAAGUGAAAAACUGGCAGAAAGAUGCCUACCACAAGCAGAUGAUCGGAGGGUUGAAGGAAACCAAAGAGGCUGAAGAUGGCUUUCGCAAAGCUCAAAAACCAUGGGCUAAGAAACUUAAAGAGGUGGACAUAAUGAAGAAGGCAUACCACACAGCCUGUAAGGAAGAAAAGUUGGCCACCACCAGGGAGAGCAACAGUAAGCUGGAGAGCAACAAUCCGGAGGCCCAGAAAAAGCUCCAAGACAAAGUAGAGAAGUGCCAGCAGGAUGUGCAAAAGUCUAAGGAGCGCUAUGAGAAGGCCCUGGAGGAGUUGGAUAAGGUAACACCUCAGUACAUGGAGAACAUGGAGCAGGUGUUUGAGCAGUGGCAGCAGUUUGAAGACAAGAGACUGCACUUCUUCAAAGAGCUUUUGCUGGAUGUCAAACAACACCUUGACCUCUCUACCAAUCACAAGUUCCAGGACGUGUACCAGACAUUGGAGGACACGAUCCAGGCAGCUGACACAGAGGAAGAUCUGAAAUGGUUCCGUUCCAACCAUGGCCCAGGCAUGCCUAUGAACUGGCCUCAGUUUGAGGACUGGUCUAUAGACUUUAAUCGGUCGCUGAGUCGGAGAGAAAAAAAGAAGCCAAGUGAUGAAGUAACACUUACAGGCAUCAGUCAAACAGUAGAACGAGCAGCCAAGACCAGUAACAGCUUGACUGUGCCCAGUAGUACAGAAGCAGUGGGCUCAAACCCAUUUGACGAUGAGGAUGAUGAAGAGCAGACGCCAGCAGUGCAGCCCAACAGCAGCCCAGCCAAUGUGAAAAAAGACGAAGUUGUUGCCAAAAUUACCAACAAUGAGGAGAAGACACGAGAUUCAUCAGAUGAAGAGACCGGGAACCCUUUUGCAGCAGACACAAAUGGAAACGGGAAUCCGUUUGAGGACGAACCAGGUUCUCCUAAGAUUUCGGUUCCUGUACGAGCUCUUUAUGACUAUGAAAGCCAGGAGCAGGAUGAGCUGAGCUUCAAAGCAGGUGACGAAUUUAUUAAGGUCGGAGAGGAGGAUGAGCAGGGGUGGUGCAAAGGACGUCUGAAUGAUGGCAAAGUUGGACUCUACCCAGCUAAUUAUGUGGAGGACAUUCAGUAACCAGAGGAAAUAAGAGCAGUGGAGAGGAAGAAAGUGAGACUAAGAGAAGAAAGGAGGAAGGGAGUGAUUUCUGAUGAUGAGAGGCUGCUCGUUAAUCCCCCCCUUGUGGUGGAGGAUGGACCAACUGCUGCAAUAAUCCAAAAUGUCUUUCCACCCAAAUUUUCUUAUUGAUGCUGGCCUUUUUUGGAGAUUUAGGAGCAGAUACCAUGCUAUGAUCUCAUUACAAAUGUUUUUUUUAACAAAAGCUGUAAACAACAGAUCUGCACAAAAGGGCAGAAAGACAUGCUGUGUUUUAAUUACAUAGAACAAAAUAUCAUUUGAUAUUUGAUCCAUUUUUAAAGUUCUAAAUGCAGUAUCUGUUUUCUCAUACCGUCUGGUCUGGAUUCUGUGAACAGCAACAUGGAGCAUCUUGAGGUGGAGCGUUUCACAGGUUACCGUCUUCUCUGUUGCUCUUAUAUUGCUAUAAGUCAGGGAAACCUGCUCUGUUAAUAAAAAAGGUUAUUUAAUGUUCUAUGAUCAAUAGUAUGUUUCCAUACAUGUUACAUAAAAGCUAUAUUUUGGUAAUUACCUUAUUACAAAGACAUGGAGACUAACUUUCAGAACAUGGCAAAGUUGUCACCAUGUAAAUAUCUUCAGAGUAUUUCCAUUAUUUUUUAAACACUGUUUCCAGCAGCAAUGCAUCAGAGAAAGUCUAGAGGUUUUAUUUUCCAACCAAAUUUUAAGUGUGUGUGUGGAUGGAUGAAAAUUUUUAUUUGUAUUUUUUUGGUGGAAAUUAAGUCAGACCCUGAUCUAAACUAGACCGGCUAAGCUAAGCCAGGUUGAUCGCUGGAUUAGUUUUUCAGGGAAGAGUUGAAGUGUGAUCGUUGAGUCCCAGGUGACCUUUGUGCUGUUCACCUUCAUUGCUGGUCAAGUCAGGAACUUUUCACUUUUUUCAUGAAAACAGUUUAUUGUGCUGUUUUUGAGCAUCAUUUGGUUUUGUUUCAAGUAGUUUUUGUUCUUGGGGAAGGUCUCUCACUUGAAGUUUUAUUUUAGCUUCAUUUUAACCUGCACUGGAAAGUUCACAGCAAAUACACAGAAGAUAAAUUGGAAUACUUUUUGUUUAAACCUGUUACAAACCUGUCAAGAUUGAGCAAUGUUAGGAAAAGAUGCCGAAACAUGAUACUAUUUGUGCAUGUACAUUAUAAUGAACAGGAUGAGCAUUUUUAAAUUUUUCGACAGACAGUAUAAGUUUAAAAUGUAGACAUUUUUUGAGACUAAUUUAUAAAAUGCCAUAAGUUGCUCCUGAAUAAAUGCUGUGAUUCAGAAUCAGAAUGUAUAUUAAGCAUGUAUGUAAUUUGAAUAUGAUUUUAUUAUUUUCUUACCUGUAUUAUUAUUAUAUGGAUUUUAUUUCAUUUUUCAGAUGGUCAUAUUGAGGUAUUUAGACAUACAUUGUUAUAAACUGAUUGAAUUGACUUUCUUUUGAGUUUGAGAGUUUGUAAUUGGUAUUAUUAUAAAGACCCAUGCUCAUUAAUGGAUGUGCUCUAUUAACACCAUCUUAUAAGAGCAGGAGCAAAUUAAUUUUGAAUGUAUCAGAGGUUUGCUGCAAUUAUUGAGAAAUGGCGUAAGAGUUUUAUUUUGGGGUUUUAGUAUGUAAAACAGCAAGUGUGCUUCCACUGUACACCUUGUUAAAUGUCACCUUGGCAGUUGGCAAAUAAAUGAUUUAAAAUGAGAA